ACGUGCGUAAAAACAGUUCAACCUUCAACCGCAGUAGCUGUCUAAAUUCGGUGGGUUGUUAAAAUAGUUUGAGUCACACUUGCACUUUUAUUGGUGAUAUACGUGCUGUUCGAUAGGAAUGACAAAGUUAAUGUUCGCUAGAAAAUGGAUGGAAUUAUUGACCAGUGCAGGUAACUUUGCCUGCGGAGGAACAUCACUCACUGGGCAGCGGUAUGCUCGAUCUUUUGCUACGCAUGCCGGCAGGAUUUGUGAAACAACAGGACAGGAACAGCGGCCACCCCCGAGCGACCCGGAAGUUGUUCAUAGUCAACUUCAGCAGCGACUUGUGAAGCUGUUUGAGGAUGAAACGAAGCGGGGCUUGAUUAUUCCUGCAUUUAAACGAGCAUUGGUUUAUGGAGAAAAAUCAGCGGUGCGUGAUAACACCGGAGACUACAGCUUCAUACAAAUCUAUGAAUCCGUCAAACGUCUUGCUCUACAGAUUUCAAAUUGCUGUGGAAGUGCAUCUCAGUCCCGAGUAGCAUAUUUAUGUCCUAAUAAUGUUACUUACCUUAUCAGUCAGUGGGCAUGUUGGUUUUCCGGGCAAAUAGGUGUGCCGCUUAGUCCCAAAUACCCUCAGGAAGCACUGGAAUAUUUUCUGAAAGAUUCCGAUGCAUCGCUUCUGAUUGCAACGCCAGAGUUCCAGAAAGUUGUUCAGCCUCUAGUUACGAAACUAGACAUAAAACUCAUACUAGUGCAUCACGAUUUGCUUAAAUCAGAACCCAAACAGCAAAACGAACAACAACAGGAUGAAAUUUCACACUUGGAUCCCAGAAGAGAGAAUUUAAUACAACUGAAUGACACCUUACUUGUUGAAGGGUGUCUCAAUGGUGAAUUUUAUCGCGAUGCAAACGCGCUCAUACUCUAUACGUCGGGAACCACUGGGAAGCCCAAAGGUGUAGUUUUAAGCUAUUCAAACCUUGAUGCACAGUACGAUGCUUUAUUACAUGCUUGGCAGAUCACUAGUGGUGACUCUGUUUUACAUGCACUACCAUUGAAUCACGUUCAUGGCACAAUUAACGCUCUCAAUAUGCCGCUAGCAGCUGGAUCAAAAUGUGUAAUGUUGCCAAAGUUUGACAGUAGCAGUGUAUGGAGUUAUCUAUUGAAUGUAAACAUGACGACAAAAGAGAGAGUAAACAUAUUCAUGGGUGUACCCACAAUGUAUAAUUUGUUAAUUCAGGAGUAUGACAGCGUCUUCGGCAAGAAUGCAAGGAUGUGCGAUUAUGUUAAGACUCACUGUAAAAAUAAAAUUCGCCUCAUGAUAUCUGGGUCUGCGCCAUUGCCGGGAACCACAUUCAAUCGCUGGCAUCAAAUCACUGGUCAUAACUUGCUAGAACGGUAUGGAAUGACUGAGACUGGUAUGGCAAUUUCUAACUCAUAUAUUCAGGAUAGUACUCGUGCCAGAGUACGUAGCAGUGUGGGCUUACCUUUGCCAGGAGUCAUUGUUAAAAUCGUCGAUAAUGAACGAAAGAAGGAAGUUAUAUUAGAAGGCAUAAGAAACGAAGGCUUCUGGAAUCAGACGCCGAAUUCCGUUGUACUCAAUUCGUCAUGUAAUCAGUCCAUAGCAGGUGGUCUAUAUAUUAAAGGGCGUUCCGUUUUCCAGCAAUACUGGCAGAAACCAGAAGAAACCAGCAAAGAAUUCGAGGACGGUUGGUUUAAGACAGGCGAUACUGCUGAGUAUGUUGAUGGUAUAAUCAAAAUUUUGGGUCGCUCUUCUGUUGAUAUGAUCAAAUCUGGUGGCUACAGAAUAUCUGCUUUAGAAAUUGAAACCGUUCUUCUCGAGCAUCCAGAAAUUAAGGAUGUUGCUGUAGUUGGUCUCCCCGAUGAAACAUGGGGAUCUAAAGUCGUUGCACUAGUCAGCGUAAAGGAUGAUAAAGCAUUCGAUAUUCCACAGUUGUUGAUCUGGUUAGAGAAUAAAAUUCCUAAGCAUGGGAUGCCGAGGGAGAUAAAACUGAUAUCAGAAGUACCGCGAAACGCUAUGGGUAAAGUAAAUAAAGUUGAAUUGAUUAAAACACUGCAAAAAGAAAAGCAAAAUGAAGAAAAAGUUGUUAAGUAAAUACGGGCGAGAAAGUUAAAUUUGGUAGCAUUUGGCCUGAGAUGUGUUCGAAAUUAAAUUACCGUUCCAAGUGUUGUACACCGAGAUAUGAAGUUAAUCUCUUUUAAACGAGCUAGACAGCUAAAUAAGAUACUGCCCACAGCAGGCGGAUUGUGCUACAGACUGAAAGACUGCGGUGGCAAUAUAUCGAUUGUGUAGCGUUUGCAACAAGUGUAUGCGCAUCUGUUAAUAAUCUAUAACACAUAUAUUAUACAGCAUAGUGUACUCCUUAAGCUAUCUGUAUGUAACAUAAUGCUUAUGGUCGAGUUUAAGCCGAGUUGCCACAAAUGACGAAAAUAAAUUCAAAAAGUCACAAACUCUGUUA
Wyeomyia smithii (pitcher-plant mosquito) is the source of this 2456-nucleotide messenger RNA. It is a transcript of the gene Acsf3, whose product is annotated as malonate--CoA ligase ACSF3, mitochondrial. The record is from RefSeq and is a predicted model, not a curated record. Gene Ontology annotation, biological process: fatty acid metabolic process. Gene Ontology annotation, molecular function: medium-chain fatty acid-CoA ligase activity. Bases 119 to 2092 code for a protein of 657 amino acids. Lineage: Eukaryota; Metazoa; Arthropoda; Insecta; Diptera; Culicidae. The transcript is spliced from 3 exons.